Blepharisma stoltei is the source of this 213-nucleotide messenger RNA. The record is from the annotation of a GenBank genome assembly. Lineage: Eukaryota; Ciliophora; Heterotrichea; Heterotrichida; Blepharismidae.
AUGGAGGACUGGUGAUGGAGAGGCAUUUUUAUUUGAAGGGAAGCCUUGGGAAUAAUAAGUAGGAGCCUGCGAUGGAAGCCAAAGAGAAAGGAUUCUUCAAAAUUUGAAGAAGCAAAAUUUAGAGAAGAAAAUAGUGAAAAUAGAGGGCUGAUUAUAAAAUUUGGCAAAGGCGGGAACCAUCAAGAGUGCUUUGGACUCUGUAUUUUUAUUUAA